AUUUAGUGAAACUCAAUUGUUGAAAACCCUUGAGACGACAACAACAAACCAGCCAUAUGGCCUAAUGUUAGUCAUGGGAAGUACUUCGGCCCAGGGCAGAAAUACCAACAUGAUGGAGAAAGGAUCUUCAGAGGCCUGGUAUGUGCAUUGAGUGAUAAGAUGUCUGUCUAGCCAUUUACACUGAGGAUCAUCAUUUUGUAAAUGUUUAUCACAAUUGUCUGCAUAAGUAACUUUGCUUCCAGCUCCCCUACUGAUGGAGACAAGCACAAACAAAAUGGACCACAGCCGACUGCUGGCAGCGGGUGCACCAAGAGUGGCUCCCCAGAGGAGGGCGAGAAGAGGAACCAGGGACGUGUGGAGGACCAGAUCAACGAGGAGCACCUUCAACGGAUUGAGGCCAUGUUCCAUGAAGCAGACACCGACGGGGGGGGAGGAUUGGAUAUGGAAGAGUUUCGUGAGGCAAUCAAGAAGAUCAUGGGUGACAUUGAUGAUGAAGAUGUGGACAUUAUCUUCAUGAAGGUGGACACCAACUGUGACGGCGGUGUGGACUGGGAUGAGUAUCUAAACUACAUGCUGCUGGAGUACAGGGAGAAGGACUCCCUACAGAAGCAGAACCGUCCCCUCUACUUCCCCAAACCUCUAAAGAUCGUCCCUGUUGCCCACUGUGAGCCCAUCGUUCGGCUGCAGUUCUACCCCUUCCAGACCCCCCAGGCAGAGAAGAACGGGGGGCAGGGCAGGGCCGUGCCCAAAACCCGCGCCCAGCUGGGACGCUACCUGUCUGUCAGCAGAGACGGCAUCCUCAACUACUGGAGCGAGAGGUUCAAACUGACACGCACUGUCAACUUGGACCAGCUGAAACGAGCCCCCCCCUCCACCUCCAUCCAACAGAUCUGGGUAACCGACAUGAUCUGCUUGAGCAACCUUAACCUCCUGGCCAUCGCCUCCACCGGACGAGACGUUGGGGGGAAUUGCCGCAUCCCUGUUCCAGCUCUGUUGAAGAACACCUCCAAGUAUUUCCUGUGUUUCAAAGUGGCCCUGCACAAUAACUGGUGCCAUCAGAUCCGCUUUCUACCGGAGUUAAACGCUGUCGCCACCUGCUGUGCAUCUGACCAAACUUCCAUGGUUCUCACCACUGUGCCCCACUCUCAGAAGGCUAAAAUCCACAACUCAUUCUUUCAGCUGAGAAAGGGAAUCCUCUGCUUUGACUACUCUCCCGAGUUUAACAUUCUGGUGACUGGAGGCUUUGACCGCAUUGUGAGGAUAUGGAACCCGUACGUGAACAACUGUGCCACCUCUCAGAUGAAGGGCCACUCCACAGCCAUCACACACAUCGUGGUCAACAGCAGCGACAACAAGAUCAUCAGCAUCUCCAAGGACAAGAAUGUGCGUGUGUGGGACCUGCAGGACUGUGCCUGUCUCCAGAACAUCCACUCCAGGAAUGUGACCAUGAGUCGCUUCCCUAUCUCCAGUGUCCACUACAACAGAGACACCAACACCCUGGUGCUGGCCACCUUCCUGAUAGGGGUUCUACAUGGAGUGGUGGAUGAUGUGGAUACUGUUCACAAGCUACAGACAUCCCAUGAGCAGCCCCUGUGUACAGCUCUCUAUAACACCAACUUCAAACAGGUAGUGAGUGGCUGUCAUAACGGCGUGGUGAGUGUGUGGGAAAUCCUGACUGGGGAGAAGAUCAUGCAAUUCCAGACAUCCCCGGAGAAGGCGGUGGAGGUGACGGCCAUGACGUUUGACGGGCCCAAGCGCCGCCUCAUCACGGGCUCCAAGGAUGGUAGCCUGCGCCUGUGGAACUUCAACAACGGAGCGCUACUAGCUACACUCCCCAUACUGAAUGAUAACGAGGUGACGGGGGUCAUUUACAUCAACCAAAGGAUAUAUGUGUCCGGCUGGAGCAAAAGGGUCAUGUGGUACUUGGAUGUGAAGGAGGAUAUGGAGAUGGAGUACAGUAUCUGGAACCAGUACCAUGCCGAGGAUAUCUACUCCAUGCAUGCCCACGGCAACAAGAUGCUUGUGACCGCCUCCUACAGUGGUGACAUCAUCGUAUGGAACAUUGACUCGGGGCGGGCCUUCUGCCGCUUCAACGCCUGCGAAAGUUCGCGACCACUGCUGCCCAAUCGGGUGAUUGACAGGUCAGCUUUUGACAGAUUUGAGGCGUCAGAGUCUAAGGGCUCGUUUGAUGAGAGCGAAUGGACAGAUUCAUCAGAGGACAGAGGGGAGCCCACAGUCUCCCCGUCCAGCCAGGGGGUCUCAGUGGGGCCCGGUGCACCCCAACCUCAUCCCCGCUCUCCUCAAGAGGACAAGGACGGCUCUUGCAGCAGCACCCCUGAGAUGAUCCAGGAGGAGGAGUCAGGCGCUGAGAAAGAAAAUGAGAAAACUCAUCAGAAGAAGUCGCCAAAGCAGCGGUGCAAGAGCGGCAAACCUCAGCCGAUCAGUGCAAAAGAGUUAGAGAAACCCAGACUGGCUGUGGAGAAGGCUCUUUUCCUGGGAACCAGGGAGCGGAGCCCUAACACAGCCAUCCUGCUGACCAGUGCAGCUGACGGCUACGUGUACGCCUGGUCCAUCCACCACCUUGGGGGGCUGCUGGGCAAGUUCCGGGCGGUCCACUCCGAGGGCACGGCCAUCAGCACCAUGUCCACUGAUCUGCAAGACCAGAUGCUGCUAACUGGGGACAGCACCGGCUACAUCAUGCUGUGGGACAUAGAGAGGUACUGCUUCUGUAUGCAAGGGGAGCGGGAGGGGAUGGCCCCUCUGGAAAAGGCCAUUCAUCUGCCCAGCCUCAUCCCCAGGUACUGUAAGGUGACUGGGCCUCGCAGGAUGAAGGUGGAGAAGAGAACCGAGGUGGUGGAUGGCUGGAGCAUCUCCCUUACCCCUCCGCCCCUCCUCAGCUCCUGGCGGGGUCACCUGAAGGGCAUCGUUAGUCUGGAGUACGUGGAACGUUUCCGCCUCAUUGUCACCGCCAGCCUGGACUGUAAUGUGCGACUGUGGACAAUCGCUGGCAGCUACAUAGGCACGUUUGGCCAGGCCCAGUGGCGUGUGGGAGACCCCCAUGCCUUCCCCUGGGAACUGCCAGUGGACCUGAGGAGGGUUGGCUCCUGCCAGACCCUCAAAGUGCUCAACCAGGGAACACAACCCCACUGGAACUGUGCCAAGCGUAUCCUGGAGACACUGACCCAGCAGAAGCUCCGGCAUACAGCCAUGGCCAGCACUGCCUCUGACCUGCAGGAGCUGGUGCCAGCCGACCCACGCAUCGCCCAGUACAGCAACGACCAGAUCGAGGAGACCUGGCAGCACUGGCAAGAGAAGGGCAAACAGACGAGUUCCAUCCUGGGGCUUGCCUACAAGCAGAAACUGAGGCACCACCUUCCCUCCUGUCCCCCAGACCUCCAGGUGUCCUUUAGCAGCCGAGAGCAGCUACGGGUGUACAAGUCGAUGCCCUGCACAUCCCUGCUGCCCAUCAUCCAGCCUCCGGUGCCUGAGCUACUGAAGGAGCAGCAGCAGAAGACCCAGGACGGGGCUGACAUGCUGGGCAAGCAGAAGAGGAACAACAAGCGUGGCGCUCAUGUACGCUUCAGCUCUGCCAAAGGGGCGCGCAGGAAGUCUAUUGCUCCCAAACAGCAGACCAGGGGAGGCAGCAGCAUCGCCUAGGGAACUGAGUAGCUGCAAUUGUCCAUUGGUUUUACCUGUUAUUUCUCCCUGUUUCUGGAUGAACUGUUUCAAUACACAAUUUGGGUAAUUAC
Messenger RNA from Salmo salar (Atlantic salmon), 3749 nucleotides. The record is from RefSeq and is a predicted model, not a curated record. Lineage: Eukaryota; Metazoa; Chordata; Actinopteri; Salmoniformes; Salmonidae.